GGGGAGGACACUCAACGUCACUCUUUUCUGUUUUAGUGCUGAUAAUUCUUCGCAAAGUACACUAUUCGAGUUGAGCAGGAAUGCCUCUUGCAACUUUAGCUGCCCUUACGGUAAUGUAAAUGUAAACGCAUUUGGCGAUGAGUCAAAAAGAAGCACAGUUUUUGUUUACUAAUUAUUUCACCUCAAAAGAAACUACACAUAGCAGUCGUUUUAAUAUUUACUGACACGGUGAAAACUUUAGAUGUCAAUGCACCUAACCUGUAGUCUUAACUUAAUCAACGUAAAACUCGAAAAUGCUCAGUUCGCCGUCCAAUGCACGUUCCCGCGCAGGACGAGUGCGCGUCCCCGCACCCAUGUCGCCAUUUUGAUUCGAAAAAAUAUGACUGAGUUUUUCCUGCUUUGCAUGCUAAACUUAGACCCGCGUUCGUGUACGGAUCGAACACGCUCUAUUUGAAAUAACAAGUGUUCCUGUCGGUACCGGGGAGUCAAUCGCGUUCGAAAAGUGUCUUUGGAGCGAUUUUAAAAGGGCACAUUUGACUCGGCUAACUUGAGCAAGCUAGCAAGCAGCCGCUCGCUGUCGCAGGCUGACCCCCUCUUCAAAACAAAUCACUAUUCGCUUACAGGCUAACGUAUGCAAGCUAACGCGGCUAGCUAAUUGUUAGCUCGACAGCUAGUGACUAAGGGAUUGGCUGCUGGACAGUAAAACUACAACAUUAUAACGGAGACGAACAGAAACUAACAGGAUUUUAAAUCAAAGGUUAUGGUGAGCCUCCCAGCGUCUCAUCUCCUAAAGAGGCCUGUGUUUUAAAAGGAGACCCAUGCUGAUAAAUGCCAGGCCUCGCCACGCUUUCUGUCGUCUGCACGAACACAAAUGCCUGCCUGCCCGUGGGGGAGGUCUGAUUAAAGAUAUCCACAUUUCAUUCACUGGGCCUUUUCUUCCAUCCCAGCAGCCAUCAUGUUUUGGAAGUUUGACCUACACACCACCUCCCACAUUGACCAACUGCUGGACCGAGAGGACGUGACACUGAGGGAGCUGAUGGAGGAGGAUGACGUCCUGCAGGAGUGCAAGGCCCAGAACCGUCGUUUGCUCCUCUUCCUCUCCCAGGACCACUGCAUGCAGGAGCUGGUCAGCCUCAUCACCACAGAGCCAUCCGCAGACCUGGAAGAGAGGAGCCGCUUUAAGCUUCCCAACAUUGCGUGUGAGCUCUUGACCUCAGACGUGUCCAUUAUCAACGAUAAGCUGGGUGGAGAAGAGUCUCUCCUCGAGGUGCUGUACCACUUCCUGGAACAAGACCCACCCCUCAACCCUCUACUUGCCAGCUUCUUCAGCAAAACCAUUGGCAAUCUCAUUGCCAGGAAAACUGAAGAGGUGAUCACCUUUCUCAAGAAAAAGGAAGGCUUCAUUGGUCUGGUGCUGAAACACAUAGAUGCGUCGGCUAUGAUGGACUUGUUGCUUCGCCUCAUCAGUUGUGUGGAGCCUGCCCCCUUGAGGCAGGAGGUCCUCAAUUGGCUGAAUGAGGAGAAACUGGUUCAAAGACUCAUAGAGCUUAUCCAUACUGGUAAAGAUGAGGAGAGACAAUCAAAUGCAUCCCAAACACUUUGUGACAUCAUCCGCCUUAGCCGAGACCAGGCCAAUCAGAUGCAGGAGAACAUGGAGGCCGAUCCACUAUUGGCUGUGUUAGAAUCACAAGAAACUGUAGCAGGACUCCUCAAGAACAUGUUUGAGGGGGAGAGGAAUGAGGCUUCCAUCGUUAACGGAACUCAAGUGCUACUUACCUUACUAGAGACCAGGAGGUCCGGGUUGGAAGGGCUGAUGGAUCUGUAUUCUCAGGGUUAUGAAAGGUCUUACACUGUCAACAGCAGUAUUUUAAAUGCCAUUGAGCCCCAUUUAAAGGAUUUCCAGCAGCUUCUUCUGGAUCCCCCAAAGAAAGGUGCAAUACUGACCACCGUUGGCGUUCUAGAUCAGCCACUGGGGAACGCUCGCCUUCACGUGGCUCGUCUGGUGGCAGCUCUCCUCCAGACCACUUCUCCCAGUAUCUGCCAGGAGCUCUGCAACCUUGGCACCAUGGACCUACUACUGGAUCUGUUCUUCAAAUACUCGUGGAAUAACUUUUUGCACUUCCAAGUGGAGCUGUGCGUGGCAGCCAUUCUGAACCACCCUUCCUCUGAGGAGCGGCUCAACCCGAGUCUCCAGAACCACAACGGGAAGCUAGCAGUAUCACCCACCGAUGCUCACAACGAGGCAGCAGAGACAGCCGGGAACAGUGACCCACAGACCUCCAUCCAUAACGCCCUAGUGGCACAUCUUUUUCAGAAGUGUCGAUUGGUACAAAAGAUCCUAGAUGCCUGGGAGGAGAAUGAUAAAAUACAGUCUGAGGGUGGCACCAGAAGAGGCAACAUGGGUCAUCUGACCCGAAUUUCCAACAUGGUGGUCCAGAACCUGGAGAAAGGACCAGUACAGGCCCAGAUCGCUGACCUCAUCAAAGAGCUGCCAGAAGACUGCAGAGGUCGCUGGGAAAGUUUUGUGGAUGAGACGCUCAGAGAAACUAACAGGAGGAACACCGUAGAACUGGUGAGCACACACAACAUGCACUCGUCCAGUGAGGACGAUGACAUGGAGAGCCCCUUUCCUAAUGACCUGUCACUUCAACAGGCUUUCUCUGACUAUCAGAUUCAGCAGAUGACCGCCAACUUUGUGGAUCAGUUUGGGUUCAACGACGAGGAGUUCAGCGAACAUGAUGAAAACAUCAACGCCACAUUCGACAGAAUUGCCGAAAUAAACUUAAAUUUAGAUUCUGAUGAUAACAGUGCCAACGCAGCUGCUUUUGAGGCUUGUUGUAAAGAGAGGAUACAUCAGUUCGAUGAUGCUGAUGAGGAAGAGGACAUUUGGGAGGAGAAGGAAAUCAACUAUGCAACACAAGCUAAAUCCAGAACAAGGUUUGGGGUGUCCCAACCCUCAGAGGGAAGCUCCCGGAGCAGCCUGGAAAAUGGCGGUCAAGAGCAAGACUGCGGCUCAGAAUCUGACGAGGACGACGACUUUGAGCAGAACACAUCAGACACAGGUCCUGGCUGGACAGCAAAUUUCAGGGACUCUGAAGGGAUCGCAGCAUCCCAGACUCCGUCAGGGUGGGACAUACCUCCCGGGAGUGGAACCGACACACAGGAAACGGGUUGGGCCAAUUUCACGGCAUUCCAGCCUUUCUCUAGCACAGAGACGGAGCCCAGGUGCAGCUCUCCUGUGGAUGUCAGUGGCAGUGAUACAGAUAAACAAGCCAAACAAAAUCACAACGAAGGCACUCAAGCCUCUUCCUGCAUUGGGCCGUCGGGGGACGGGAAGAAGGCUCCUCCCGCCGCCACAGACAGCAGCUCGUCUGGAGGAUCAGACAGCGAGGAGGACGCCGCUACUCCCAGCGCAGCUACCCUUAUAGAACCCGCCAGCUCCCCCGGCAGCAAGACAGCUGACCUCACAAGCGAGGCGAGUCCUGUCUCUCUGGAGAAACUGUCUCUGUCAGAUCCUCCUGAGGCCUUGCAGAAGCAGCAGCAGCAGCCGCCAACUGAGGAUUCGCCUAUAACCACACAGACUGACAGGAAAGAGGAGACACCACCACCCCAGGAAGUGGCCAUCAAUGGGCCAGUGUGAGUGCACAGGGGGUUAGCGGGUGGCGGCGGCUGAAACAGCAGGGGGGUGAUCCAAACAGUGACGGCGGCCGCAAACUGUAAGCCUCCUCCAGAGUGACUUCUUUAAAAUAACCUCAGUGCGACUCCAGUGUUUUUACCGAAUCACUCUGCCAUGUUAUUGGACCUGGACACUGCCAAUCGACACCAGUAACGAGGCGGCGGAACAUGUACAAAAAAGUAUAUAUAUAUAUAUAUAUAAAUAUAUAUAUAUUAUACCAGAAAAAAGGAGGACAAAACACAGAACAGCGUUUAGAGGAACUUCAAAGCCUUUUUUCCCGAUGUUGCACAUGAAUACGUGCGGUUUUAAUGUAGCAGCAAUCUUUGAGGGGGGGUAAUAACAACAUUAUCAUUAUUUUUUUAUGUCCGAAACUAUUUCUCUCCAACUGGUGGAACCUGAAAGAUAGGCUUUUACAUUGUUGCCCCAUGUCGGGAUAGCACAGGCUACACUUUUUUAAAUACGCCUCAAUAAUAACAAUACUUUUGUGUGUGGGGGGGGAGCACUUAUUCAGCCAUUUCCUGUCUGUUCUAGCACAAAAUGUCAGUGUUCCACCUUCACCGCUGCAGGCUGUCUCUAUCCUUCCUCUCAACCACAUCUAGGUUUUACUAUUUUUCUGUACUUCCCUUUUUUUUGGGUUGCCGUUAAAGAAUCAUCUCUAGUCAUUGCCAGGUGUCUGAAUGUGUCAAGGUGGAGGAGGAGGAGGAAGAGGGUUGAUAAACAGAUCUCUAAUAGUAUUACUGUCUUUUGCUCAUGUGCAAUUAUGCCAAUUAGUCUUUUGUAAUUUAAAUUCAGCCUGUUUUAAGAAAGGAAAAAAUACCAAGCUAGCUGUCAUUGUGUAGUUUUGCUUAAUUUCUCUUUUUUUCCUCUUUCUUUUAGUGCAUGUGUAAGCGACCUCGCUAGUGAGCUAAGACCUUCUGAUUGUAUUGACCUUAACCUCCCUCUUUCAAUCAACCAAUUAUCUACCUAAUAUAUCUGCAUCUACAGGUCAUUUUAUUUUACCAGCAAUCUUAAAUACUAUUGUAGUCUGUUGCUCUCUCUCUCACUCGCUCGCUCUCUCCACCAAGCACUAGAUCACAGAAUAUAAAAGAGUGGCAUCUGAAAGGAGUAACGCUGUAUUUUUUUUCUUUUCUUUUUUUUUCCUUUUAAAUGUUUAAUUUAAUUUGAUCUCCAAGCUGCAGGAUUGGAAAUGAGGGCAGGUGCUGGGUUCAAGCAGCGCUCCGGGCCUCUUGGUGUACUUAAAUCACUUGACAGUGAUCAGGUUCUAUGAUUCAUUGUUCAUCAUUGUUCAAACUGAGAAUUAAAUGUGUCUGGUUGACCACAUUAAUACCAAUGUGUUGAGUGCGCUGGUGUCAUUAUUGCGGUGUCCACCGUGUACUUUUAAUGUGGAAUCUGUAAAAAUAUGUUUUAAAUGAUGUCAUUUCUAGCUGAAACGCCUUGUCUUAUCCUUAGAAAAACCUGUUAAAAAUACCACAUACCUGGCUUUUAAGAUUUGUCCUAAAAUGUUAUAUUGAGUUGAGGUCAGGGCUGUGGGAAGGACAUUCCCAAAGCUUAAUUUUAUGCUACAGUUUUGAUGUCUUUGGGAUCAUUUUCUUGUUGGAACUCCUCAUUGCAUCCAAGUUUCAGCCGUCUAACUGCCCAGGACCUCCACUUCCAGCACCUUAACUUCCAAGAUUGUCUGAGACCAG
Messenger RNA from Dunckerocampus dactyliophorus (ringed pipefish), 5361 nucleotides. RefSeq names its product protein phosphatase 6, regulatory subunit 2a (gene ppp6r2a). Lineage: Eukaryota; Metazoa; Chordata; Actinopteri; Syngnathiformes; Syngnathidae. The record is from RefSeq and is a predicted model, not a curated record. The transcript is spliced from 23 exons. Bases 956 to 3640 code for a protein of 894 amino acids. Gene Ontology annotation, molecular function: protein phosphatase binding; protein phosphatase regulator activity. Gene Ontology annotation, cellular component: nucleus; cytosol.